AUGGAUCCGAACACGCAGUGUCGGUCUAGGCGAACAAUUGCCAUUCGAACUUGCAGUGGAUCAUGUAGCCUUGGAUUGUCAUUGGGAGGCUUUUCACCAUCGUUUAGGCCCAAAACGGCAAGGACCCGGGUUCUUCGACGAACAUCUCUUGCGUUUCGGCGAGACGAAUCCAGUCCCAGAAUUUCUUCUGUCAAUCUGCAACGAGGAAUGGACUAUUCUAGACCCAGCAUGGCGGCUGCCUCAGAGCCUAAUGAGCCGCUGAUGGUAAGGUCUGAACUUCACCUGAACAGCCAGUCGCGAGGAGAACGGAGCCGCCGCGGACGUCUUCAGAGAUCUUGGCAAAGAAUGCUGAACGACGCUCCAACGGAGUCGCCAGUUCACGCAGAUGCCCCCUCUGAGUUAAAUCCAGAAGCCACCCAGGCCGUCGUGGAAGUCAGCUGUUGCCUACCGUCCAAGUUCCGGCGCAGGCGAAUAUGGUUCGUCUGCGAAGACGGUAGGGUCUACGAGAAAUCGGUUCAACUUAUACGUCGUUGUUCAUGUGGUUCAUGUAGCCAGGAUCAAGCAGAAUAUAUCACUCCUGGUGGGAUAUGA
Molecule: messenger RNA, 591 nt
Organism: Protopolystoma xenopodis
Lineage: Eukaryota; Metazoa; Platyhelminthes; Monogenea; Polystomatidea; Polystomatidae
Source: the annotation of a GenBank genome assembly